AUGGCGGACGCUACUGGAAUAUCAGCUGCCCCAACUAUCCAAUCUGUCGAAGGUCUCGAUCGAUGGCUGGUGUAUGAGAGUUAUGGUUGGUGCUUCCCGCUGUAUGGCGAACCGACGCACGAUGCUAAGGGCAAAUACAACCGCGCUUAUGUGGUAGGCAGGGUGGAUUUCCCACGCGCCUCGGAUUUAUCAAUCAUAAAGGGGCUGUUCGAUAUGAAGAUUGGCGAGGUGGGCUCGUAUUGGGACGCAGCGCAGCAAAUCGAGUACAAAUACGCCAAGAUCAAGCUCAGAGACGUCUUCGCGUAUUACACAGACGACGAUGGCAAGCUCCGAGUACCACGCUGGAACUGCUUCAAGUUCGCAGUUGACGAGUACUUGGAGAGCAAGCAGGGCCAGGACUAG
Molecule: messenger RNA, 402 nt
Organism: Phytophthora sojae
Lineage: Eukaryota; Oomycota; Peronosporomycetes; Peronosporales; Peronosporaceae
Exons: 1
Coding region: 1-402 (133 amino acids)
Source: RefSeq, a predicted model, not a curated record